AUGGCAUCCUUCCGCGCAGGCUCGCGACUCUCCCAGUCCAUUCGAUACAACGCAAAGGUUCUCCGCGGUUACUCCAGCUCCCAAACAGCUCAGCUCGAGUCAAUCCUUGCCAAACCAAGCUGGUCCGUACGGUCAUUGCUUCCCGAUGAAAGCUCGGAGCCAUCUACGCCAUCCAUCACGCCGAAACAACUUCAUCACCUCCUCCGGCUAUCAGCCUUACCACAACCGGCGAGCGCGGAAGAAGAGCAGUCCAUGUUGCGAACAUUGGAAUCACAAAUUCAUUUCGUGAAGGAGAUGCAGACUGUUGAUACUACAGGCAUAGAGCCAUUGCGCAGCAUUCGAGACGAAACUGCUGCAGCUGCACAGGAAACAGCCAUUGGACUUGACCAACUCCGUGAUGCACUGGCCAAGGAGCAGGUUAGUGGACGGCGGCGGAGGAUCCAGCGUAUCCAGGGUGAGAGGAAUAGUCAUCCGGAUGGAUCAGCUUGGGAUGGCGAUGCUCUUGGAUACGCAUCCAAAACGAAGGGGAAGUACUUUGUUGUUGAGACUGGCAGUAGCUGA
Molecule: messenger RNA, 561 nt
Organism: Penicillium longicatenatum
Lineage: Eukaryota; Fungi; Ascomycota; Eurotiomycetes; Eurotiales; Aspergillaceae
Exons: 1
Coding region: 1-561 (186 amino acids)
Biological process (GO): regulation of translational fidelity; glutaminyl-tRNAGln biosynthesis via transamidation
Molecular function (GO): glutaminyl-tRNA synthase (glutamine-hydrolyzing) activity
Source: RefSeq, a predicted model, not a curated record